AUGGAGGUGGCAGCGCCCCAGAGGCAGGUGCUGCCCACAGAAAUCCCAGAGCAGGAAGAUCUAGACCUAAAGGAAACCCCGGAAGGAUUGCCCCCUUCUACCCUUAGGAUCAUACAGAGUAGGGAAUCCAUGACCCAUCAACAGAGCAUGUUAAUGACUAGCUUUGGACUCGACUUUCCGUCGUCACCUCGUAACAGGAGAAAUCCUCAUACCCUCUUCAAGAAUAUGCUACAGAAUCCUCUAUGGAUAAAGAAGGAACUGAGAUUGUUGGGGACUGUACAAUUAAUGACCAGCCUGAUAGUGCAGAGCCUGGGAUACUUUUGGACAUACCUGUAUUUUUCUCAAAAUAUGGCAUUUGUAAUGGACAGUGAAUAUACUCCUAUCAUUGGAACUUCAGGAUACUCACUUUGGGCCUCUUUGCUUUUUAGCCUAUCAGGAAGUUUUUCAAUAGCAUUGCAGAUGAGGCCUUCAAAUCACAUGCUGAUUUGGACUAUGACAAUGAACAUCUUAAGCAUCUUUGCAACACUAAUAGGUAUGUUUUUAAUAAUACUUGAACUGAUGAUGACUUCAAAUAUACAAUCUUCAUUGUGGCAAUAUAGAAGUGGUAGGAUGCUUACAGAGUAUCUCUUCCUGUUCACUGUCUUGGAGAUGUUUAUGGCAUGCAUAGUAACUGAGUGGACCUACAAAGCAAGACAAACAGAAGAUUAA
This is a messenger RNA of Alexandromys fortis (reed vole), 708 nucleotides long. Its product is annotated as membrane-spanning 4-domains subfamily A member 13-like. The transcript is spliced from 7 exons. Gene Ontology annotation, cellular component: membrane. Lineage: Eukaryota; Metazoa; Chordata; Mammalia; Rodentia; Cricetidae. The record is from RefSeq and is a predicted model, not a curated record. The coding region runs from base 1 to 708 and encodes 235 amino acids.